UAUAGCCGUUUCAGCCACCAAACAUCUGUGUUUCACAAGCCGUUUGGGCUCAAUUGUCUCAAAGUGGGUUAUAAUCGUUUCUGGUGGUGGAGACAUGUCUAUGGACGAUGCGCUCGCUUUGUUCCAGAGGUUCGAUGUGAACGGUAAUGGAACCUUGGGUUUUGACGAACUGCGCGAGUUGCUACUCAUCAUUGGAGUUCCUGCAGCUGAUGUUCCUCGAUUGUUUGGCGUCAUUGACACCAAUUCUGAUGGAAACAUUGACUUUGAAGAGUUCAUCAGAUGGAUGUAUGCCCAGCCUGUAGAUGCCAAGGAAAAGAUGUUGGGCAGCACAGCAGUGGCAAAACAACUAUUGCGAGAGAUCGCGGACAGCUUGAUUGCAAAAAACAUACCACCGGAGCAUCUCUUUGCGAGUGCAAGCGUGCGGUCUGAUGGUUUACUGUCGCGAGAUGAGCUUUCUCGAAUACUUCUUGCGUAUCUUCCUGAUUUAUCACCCACAGUGUUAUCUGAAGCAUUUCACCUCUGCGAUUGGGACCACAGUGGCUGGAUCAACAUCGAAGAAUUUGUUUCUGCGCUGCGCAGAGAGGCAAGUGGGUUGCAGGAGCUCACCCCAUCAACAGCUGAUGUUUCGGUUACAGUGCCAGCUGGCUGGCGAUACGGAAUGCAGCUUCCGGCAGCAUGGCAUAGUUACACCAGUUUCUUUGCAAUCAGCUUGAUCAAGCGAUCACUUGCAUUCCCAUUCCUUCCGCACGAAGGUUGAAUAUGCUGGACAUUUGUACCACGUGGAUGUGCCAAGUGGGCACACCAUUGGAAGCACGUUCACAACGACGCUGAAAUUGCCUGGGUAGAUGAUGUCCGAGUGGAUGCCGCAAAGGCAUAGUGCUCACAUCAUGGCAGCGAUGCCCUU
Messenger RNA from Durusdinium trenchii, 904 nucleotides. The record is from the annotation of a GenBank genome assembly. NCBI's taxonomy places the organism in Eukaryota, Dinophyceae, Suessiales, Symbiodiniaceae.